AUGACUACCAUAGUCGAGAAGACUUCUGACGGCGUCAUCUAUCGCGCAGCAAAGAAGUAUCCCAUUCCUGAUGUUGAUCUCCUGACCCUACUUUUUGACUCAGAGCACUGCCUCGCAAAACCCGACACGCCAGUCCACAUCUCAGCUGCAGAUCCAAGUCUCAUCCUGACCACAUCGCGAGCACGUAGUCUGACCCAAGCAACAUCAGCAUCACUUCGCAAGCAUUUUGGCAUCGGCGCCAAUGGCAAAGGCAAAGACAUUUGCUCCGUGAUAUCUACAGGCCACUACCUUCUCCCGGUCCUCAGCUACGGCAUCAUCGGCUCCGGCGGCGUUUUCUCCGCAGCAUCAGCAGCCAGCACACCCAGCGAACUAAGUAAACAGCUUCAAGGCGCGCAGUCGAAGAUCCUGGUCACUGUCGAAGCUACAAAAGAGACUGCAGUCAAGGCAGCAGAAGAGGCGGGAUGGGGAGCCAAUGGUGGUGGACGUGUGUUACUGAUGAGCGAAGACAAAGACUGGGAGCUGAAGAUUAUUGAAAAGGACGGAAAGCUGGGCAGUAGUUUGAUUGUCGAGAAUGACCAGUUGCCGUGGCAGAAGAUUACGGACCCUUGGGAGUUGGAGAAUAGUCUUGUAAUCCUGAUUUAUAGCUCGGGGACGACUGGGCUACCAAAGGAACCUUGGCUCAUCUUCCAGUCGCUCACAUCGGCCGGAAUCCAAGGGUAUCUGAUCAACCCAUUUUACAUGGGAGGACCCGUCUACUGGAUGCCACGCUUCGACUUCGCCCAAUUCCUCGCUUACAACGCCAAAUAUAAAAUCACCUUCUUCUUCACCGUCCCACCCAUCUACCUCCUCAUCGCCAAAUCCCCGUGCCACCUCCAGCACGCCGCGAGCCAAAAACUCGGCGGACCCGACUGCUUCAUCAGUCAGACCUGGGGUCUUUCCGAAACAACCGGCUCAGCGACAAUCAUGCCCAUGGGCAUGUCCGACGACACAGGCUCCGUAUCCCCGCUCAUCCCCAACAUGCUCGCGCGCAUCGUCGACGACAACGGGUCGGACGUCGAGCCCGGCCAGCCCGGCGAAGUGCUCGUCAAAGGCCCCGUCGUGUGCAAAGGGUACUACCAGAACCCCGCCGCGAACAAAGAAGCGUUUACGAACGACUGGUUCCACACCGGUGACAUCGCCGAAUUCCGCAAUGGACUCUUCUACAUCGUCGACCGUAAGAAGGAACUCAUAAAAUACAAGGGCCUGCAGGUCGCGCCGGCCGAACUCGAGGCUUUGCUGCUCAACCACCCAGACAUUUUGGAUGCCGCGGUCAUUGGCGUGGAUGUGGAUGAUGGCACCAAUGAAGUGCCCAGGGCGUAUGUGGUGGCUGAUCAGGGCAAGAUUAGCGCAGAGGAGAUUAGGGAGUUUGUGAAGCGGAAUGUGGCGGGGCAUAAGCAGUUGAGGGGGGGGCGUGGUGUUUUUGGAUGA
Messenger RNA from Parastagonospora nodorum SN15, 1467 nucleotides. RefSeq lists its product as hypothetical. NCBI's taxonomy places the organism in Eukaryota, Fungi, Ascomycota, Dothideomycetes, Pleosporales, Phaeosphaeriaceae. Bases 1 to 1467 code for a protein of 488 amino acids. The transcript is spliced from 4 exons. Gene Ontology annotation, molecular function: CoA-ligase activity. The record is from RefSeq and is a predicted model, not a curated record. Gene Ontology annotation, biological process: secondary metabolic process.